Folsomia candida is the source of this 1822-nucleotide messenger RNA. RefSeq lists its product as uncharacterized. The coding region runs from base 117 to 1565 and encodes 482 amino acids. The record is from RefSeq and is a predicted model, not a curated record. The transcript has 4 exons. NCBI's taxonomy places the organism in Eukaryota, Metazoa, Arthropoda, Collembola, Entomobryomorpha, Isotomidae.
CUCGUCGAGUUGCAAUCAAUACGACUUUGUCAAUUCAAUUCAUUUUUGUAAUUUUGCCAGCGUGUAUUAUUGAAUAUCCAAUUUUUGAAAUUUAUAUCGUAAGAUCCACUGGAAACAUGGCAAAACGACAAAAUUGCGCAGUGCGUCAAGCUCUGCAAAAUCCACUGAUUCUUCAACAAAUAUUUAAAAACGGAUCUGUUUCCGGAAAAAAAGUACGGCUCGUUUGCCACUUAUGGAAUGAAAUCGUCCUCUCCCAUCCGCAGCCCAAGUUAACGCUUUUUCUUCACACCGAUCCAUCGAGAGGAGACUCAUCUUCAGAGGAUGAAUAUGAUGACGACGGUCGUUUGAAAGGUCCCUGCUCCUUCAACCCACUUCAAUUAUUCUGUGUCAAAAUGGAACCACGACUUGCAAGAUGUAUAAAGGAAUAUCAGUGUAUAUCAAAAGGUCAGGUUGCCCCAUGGCAGAAAUUGUGUGCCAUCGAGUCCAGAGUAAUCCACGUUACGAACAAGUUCAAUCUAUUCUUGGAGCACGUGACGAUAAACUUUUACAGUGAACACUUAAUCCCAACAUUGUACGAAAUAUUGAAAACCUGCUGCCCAAAUUUGAAAAGACUGGAAAUCUGCUUCGAAUUCACGGGGUUCGGACAUUCCCUUGAUGACAACAGUUACGGCACCUCACCUCUAUGUAUCCGACCCAUGUUGACCUUUAUCAAAAUAUUGGACCUUACAGUGCACACAGGGUUUUUCAAGAUGACACAGCUGGUUCUGAAUUCUGCCCCAAACUUGACUCAUUUCACUUACCAUGGCGAUAAAUUUCCAGAUUUAAGCAGGAAUGUGUCCAUUAAGAUGAUCACUUUCGGCUGGAGGUCAACAAGACUCCUCCGUUGCAAUGGAUUAAAGAAGAUGUUGGACCAAGUAAAAGAUCAGCUGGAAUUCUUGCACGUUAAGAGCAAUGGUACCGGCAGUACGGUCCUAAUCGAUGUCCGGCUCCCUAAAAUGAAGAGGCUUAAAGAGUUUAGAAAUGAAGUACUCGAUUGCUUUAGUUGUGGGGAUCAACUGCAGGAUAUUUACACGGAAAGGAUGCCAUGUUUGGAAAGAUUGCUCAUCUUUACAAUUGAGCAAAAUUUAACAGAAUUACUGCGAACAAUUAGUCGGCAGAGUAGGAUUUUAUUUAGUGGAGUGAAACACCUCCACGUGCCCCGUAUCGAUGACCCCGAAGUAAUUGUUGGAUUAAAGAUGUCAUUCCCAAAGUUGGAAAGUUUAACAAUUGACCAAAGAAAUUUAGAGCCGCAGAUUAUCGAAUUGGGGUCCAAUCUACGAGCAUGUACCUCGCUUGGAUUAAAAUACUUGAAGCUAUUUCUUUUAGAUCCUUGUGACAAGUUGUCUGAAGUUAUUCGGGAUCUUUCAACUUUGAAGGAAUUAUUUCCAAGUCUGAAAACCUUAGAAAUAGAAUUCCACAGUUACAAGAAACGGGUAACGGAUGACCUGGAUCUUAUCGUGGACGGGACGGAGAAGAUGAAACAAUGGUUUUUGGCAAUGAAAGGAUUGGAGAAUGUAACUAUUUGAGGAAUUCAGAUUAAGCAAGAAAGACGGAAAUGGGUGCAGUUUUUCAUUCAGGAGAACAGGAUUCCAAUUGUGUUGGAGUAAUAAGAAUAAGAUGAAUUGUUUUCAGCACUCUUUUAUGAAUUUAUGUUUAUGUAGCUUUAGUUAUAUUUAGUUAGAUAUAUAGCUGUUUAUAGUAUAUGUCAAUUGUGGAAGAGCAUAGCUUGUUCCUGUGAACUUGUUAGACACUUGAAUAAAUCAUCAAUCAAUCAAUCAAAGUA